Cryptotermes secundus is the source of this 2316-nucleotide messenger RNA. It is a transcript of the gene Tbh, whose product is annotated as dopamine beta-hydroxylase. The transcript has 9 exons. Bases 319 to 2247 code for a protein of 642 amino acids. Gene Ontology annotation, cellular component: secretory granule membrane. The record is from RefSeq and is a predicted model, not a curated record. Gene Ontology annotation, molecular function: dopamine beta-monooxygenase activity; copper ion binding. Lineage: Eukaryota; Metazoa; Arthropoda; Insecta; Blattodea; Kalotermitidae. Gene Ontology annotation, biological process: dopamine catabolic process; octopamine biosynthetic process; norepinephrine biosynthetic process.
UCUCUCUGGAACUUCUGCUGAAACAUGUUUCGCUCCGAUGAACAUUCAGCGACUGACAGCCGAGAUUCGCUCAGGAACGCGGGUAGGUCUUCAGGUAAAGUGUCCCUUAUUGUCCGAUUAUAAACGCAAACUUACCGAUCAGGUUCCUGUAGCAGCAACAGUCUAGAUCUAUACGCAGUUUGUGCUCGGUUCAAUUCUCAGCUGCAGCACCAGCUGUUCUGGCUAAGGUUUCCCGGGUUUUCUCAGUCACCCCAGAAACAGUCCGGUAUAGUAAUCCGAUUUGGCCACAAGCGCCCCCAUCCCACCGUUCGACUCGACAUGUUCCAGCUACUGACAGAUUGUAACGCAACUUGCCGAUGCGAAAUGCGAUCCUCAGUUCUCAGACAGACGAGGGGAAGGCAGCAGCUGAAGGAAAGGAGAGACAAAGAGACAGCGGAACCGGGUCUCUGCGGGAUACUUAAGGCGCGACCGCAGCGUCGCGGCGCAGUCAGUACGGUCAGUACUCGCGGGACCAUGAGCCGGAUCGCACAGCCGCCGCUGCUGCUGCUGCUAGUGGUCGCGUCCGCCGCCAGCAGCUCCCGGCUCUUCCGCAUCCCUCUGGACGCCAACAGCACUUUCUCCUGGAUUCUAGAUUACCCGGCAGGCACUGUCAGCGUCGAGGUGCACACCCCCGGCGGGAGAGACCACUGGGUAGCCGUCGGUUUCUCUGACUACGGAUCUCUCUUGAGCGCAGACCUCUGUGUGCUGUGGAGAGACUGGCGGGGACGCGCACACAUGCAGGACACCUGGGCCGGGCCGGACGGCCGCCUGGUCCUGGACUCGCAGCAGGACUGUCAGGGCUUCAGGCACGUGCAGCGUGAUGACGUCAUCAAGUUCACCUUCACGCGGCGUUUCGAUACCUGCGACCCGCAGGAUUACAUCAUAGAGGAGGGCACGACACACGUGGUGUGGGCGCGGGGCAGAGGCCCCCUGUUUCGACUGGAGGGUCUCAACGUGUCUGGUGCCGCUCAGAGCGGUAUGCAGCGGGCGCAACUACUGAAGAACACGAGCCCCUCCCCCUCGCACCCCAGCGACACGUGGCACCAUGACAUCCUGAACAGCGAGGUGAGAGUGCCUGGGGACGACACGACGUACUGGUGCCGCGUGCACAGGCUGCCGGCCGCGCUACGCACCAAGCACCACGUCCUGCAGUAUGAGGCAGUGAUCCAGCCUGGGAACGAGGCACUCGUGCACCACAUCGAGGUGUUCCACUGCGAGGCACCAAGCACCCACACGAUGCCCGAGUACCAGGGACCCUGCUUCUCGCACGAGCGUCCCGAGGUCACUAAGGUCUGCAAGAGGGUGCUGGCUGCAUGGGCCAUGGGGGCCUUGCCCUUCAGCUACCCUGAGGAGGCUGGCCUGCCCAUUGGAGGGCCAGAUUUCAAUCCCUACGUCAUGUUAGAAGUACAUUACAAUAACCCAGAGAGGAGAACAGACUGGGUAGACAGCUCAGGGGUGCGCAUGUACCUCACCCCAACACUGCGGCGCUUUGAUGGUGGGGUCAUAGAGCUAGGGCUCGAGUACACGGACAAGAUGGCCAUCCCGCCGCAGCAACCAGAGUUUGUACUCAGUGGCUACUGCAUCGCAGAAUGCACAGCAGUGGCCGUGCCACAGGAGGGCAUCAUUAUCUUCGGAUCUCAGCUGCACACCCACCUGACAGGCAUCAGGGUGUUCACACGGCAUAUCCGGGAUGGCAGAGAGCUACCUGAGCUGAACCGCGACAACCACUAUAGCACACACUUCCAGGAGAUUCGUUCGCUCAAGCGGCAAGUCAGGAUACUCCCGGGAGACGCACUCAUCACAACCUGCUGGUACAAGACCACAGAUCGUGACAACAUCACAGUGGGAGGCUUUGCCAUCAGCGAUGAAAUGUGUGUCAACUACGUGCACUACUACCCUAAAAUUGAUCUUGAGGUCUGCAAGAGUUCCAUCAGCUCUGACAGUCUGAACACAUACUUCAGGUUUCUCCGCGAAUGGGAGGGCCAGGCCACUGGACUGGAUCUGGGGAUCUCUGACAAUUACAAAGCAGUGCACUGGACUCCAAUGAGGGCCCGCAUACUCCAGGAGCUGUACCACGAGACUCCCCUGUCCAUGCAGUGCAACCAGUCCACAGGGGAGAGAUUCCCAGGCUACUGGGAGAACAUGCCAAUCACACCUGUGUUAUUCCCACUGCCGCCCCAUCCCAGGGACUGUGCCACACAUCCCUAGGAGCCCUGGCCCUGUAGUCAAGUGUAGACACAUUCUUGUAUAAUAAACACUGAAGGCAAUGCAACACUU